GCCUGCGGCCCCGGAUUGCUUGUUUUGUUUCUAGAAACAACCUCAUCCCACACACAAGCUUCCGCCCUAUACACUCUUAACUACCCCGCCCGGCGCUCCGCUGCAUUGUCAGAGUUAGUGGCGCCAUUCGUGAGACCGCAAUAGUCAAUUAGCCCAUACACAUACACACCCGCCAUUACCGCAUCACUUGACUCCCCUAUCCCGCCACCACCGGACAGCCACGGCUACGGCACCAUGCCCGCCAGGAGCAGCACAUACCUAAAAUCCAACGUAUCCAUGUCAGAGCGGGGCUUCCUACCGGCUUUGUGGCGCUUCAGCAGUCGCGCCUACAUCCCCGACUGGUUCGGCGUGCUUCUCCUCGCGCUCGCCAACCUCGCAAUCCUCUUCUUCACGCCAUUCCACCGCCUAUUCAGCCUCGACGACCGACGUAUCUCGUACCCGCACGCAGACCCCGAGCGAGUUCCCGUUCCCCAGCUAUUCUUCUUCUCCGCGGGUCUGCCCCUGCUGAUCAUCACACUCUACACCCUCGCCGCGCCCUCCACCUCCUCGAAGUCGCACAAACUGCACGUCGCCCUCCUCGGCCUAUCCACCUCCCUCCUCCUAACCGCGUUCACAACGGACCUGAUAAAAAACAGCGUUGGCCGCGCCCGCCCGGACCUGCUGGCGCGCUGCGCCGCGCGCCCAGGAACCCCGCGCCACGAACUCGUCGACUGGACCGUCUGCACGCAGAGCGACGCGCACACGCUCCACGACGGCUUCCGCAGCUUCCCGUCCGGACACAGCUCUUUCGCCUGGGCUGGGCUGGGGUAUCUGGCGCUUUUCCUGGCGGGGCAGAUGGGUGCGCUAAGGAGAGGCGCGGGGAUGGCGAGGGUGGUUGCGGCGGCAACACCGCUCGUGGGCGCGGCACUCAUCGCGAUUUCCAGGACUGAGGAUUAUAGGCAUGAUGUCUUUGAUGUAUCCGUGGGCACGGGGAUUGGCGCGGUCACGGCGUGGUUUGCGUAUAGGAGGUGGUUUCGGGCCUUGCAGGCGAGGAAGUGUGAUGUCCCGUAUGAAAGAGAGGAGCCGGAGGAGGAGGCAGGGUUUAGGAAGUUGAGGGAGGUCGAGAUGGGCAGGGUAGCCGGGUUGGUGAAUGGUGAGGAGGUGGGCGAUAUGGCGGAUGAGUGGGAGAGGGAGAGAGAGAGGGUGUAGGGUUUUGGGGAGGAGUGUAUGUAUAUCUGGGGCGUUUUUCUUCUCUUCUGGUUACAAUAUCUCAUUUGGAUCUUGGUUUAUAUGGCGGUAAGGUAAGGUACAGCAUACAGGUAGUCGUGUUGCUUGCAUUGGUGGAAUAUUUAUGCUCGAGUUCAGUUACAUACUUUGUACUUGGUAAUACAAGAUACGGUGAGUGUCAGGCAGGAUGCUUCAGCCCUAUACACAGUUGGUGUGCGGUUGUGGCGUAUGGU
Tricharina praecox is the source of this 1439-nucleotide messenger RNA. RefSeq names its product phosphatidic acid phosphatase type 2/haloperoxidase. The coding region runs from base 235 to 1188 and encodes 317 amino acids. NCBI's taxonomy places the organism in Eukaryota, Fungi, Ascomycota, Pezizomycetes, Pezizales, Pyronemataceae. Gene Ontology annotation, biological process: phospholipid metabolic process. Gene Ontology annotation, molecular function: phosphatidate phosphatase activity. The record is from RefSeq and is a predicted model, not a curated record. The transcript has 2 exons.